Molecule: messenger RNA, 2541 nt
Organism: Aspergillus terreus NIH2624
Lineage: Eukaryota; Fungi; Ascomycota; Eurotiomycetes; Eurotiales; Aspergillaceae
Exons: 1
Coding region: 1-2541 (846 amino acids)
Source: RefSeq, a predicted model, not a curated record
AUGGUGGCGCUCAGCACCGUCGUCGCCGUGGCCGUGGUUGCCGCGGUGGUCGUCAUCGUCGGAACCGUCAUCGUCACCGUUGUCUAUGUGAAAAAGCGCCAGGACCGACUCUCGCUGGCGGUCGUCAGCGCCGGACAGGGCUAUGCCCAUGGGCUACAGAACUUCCCGACAGGAACACUCACCUCGCUUACGCGCGAAGAAGGUUCCUGUCUGCGACAGCAUGGACAACUUCCCUACGGCCGACAUCCAAGCGAAUGGGGUCUCUUGACAUCGCAUGAGACCCUCCCGUCGCCCAUUGAAUCGGAGCCGCUCUCCGAGAAACGCGCCCUCCGUCGCUCCUUUUCGUGGUCCCGGUCGAAACGGCAGCCCAAAAGACCUCGCCGAGGAAGCUCACUUACCCCAUUAAAGGAGUCCAACAAGGAACUAGUGCCUCCUACAGGCGUCCGCGGUCCCAAGGAGGAGGUUUCGGUGUCGGCGGUGGAAGGCGUGCUCGAGUUGCCCACCGAGACUACUCCACGACAAACCCCCGAACGAGAUGAUGAUACUCCCGCGGUUGAUGCCACCAUUCGCCCCAUCUCCGCCGAUGGCCAGAUGUAUAAUAAGCGAGAGCGCUCCAGCGGUCUCUUUCCCCUAUUCGAAGACAGCUUCGAGGGACAUGACGAGCGUCGAUCUCGAGGAGGGAGUAUCACAAUGCAAACCCCGGGGGCUGCGCCAGAACAGCCUGCUCCGCCUCCACCGGUGGCCUACCCUCCCAACCGCUUCCGUCUGUCUAAAAACGACUCCGCGCGCUUCUCCACACUAAGUCUCGAGACGGCCGAUAGCUCCAUCCUAGAUGAGACCAGAUACCCGUCAGGGGGGCUAGAGAGUGUCUUCGCCUCGCCUGCCCUACCGCCCUGUCCCACGUUCACGCCCUACAGCGCCAACGACGUGGGCCGCAUCGAGUAUGACGGGCGAAGCUUUGCGCCCCCAGCGGCCUUCCCAGCGCCGUUUACCUUCCCAGCAUCCCCAUCACGAGACUCUCAACGACAGGACCGGGAUCGUGCGGGCUCCCCACGUCGCAGUCAGACAGCACGCAGCCCUUCGCACUCUGUUGAACGAGCCAGUCCUCCUCGUCGCAGCGAGUCAUUCUCUACCAGUCACUCCCCACGACACGCCCGAUACAGCACGCAGGACUCCCCCCCUAUCCACGUUGCGCCGUUGAACGUGCCAAGGCGUAACUCCUCGUUGCUACGGCAGUUCAGCCAGAUGCAGCGGCAUUCCGUGUAUUUCAGCCACCGUCGAGACGGCAGUAAUGGCGACCCCUUCUACUCCGGCGGCACAUUCACUCAUCCGCAGGCCUCAGCCCGACGAUCCAACGGCUUCCUCGUGCAGGACGGCCUAUCCAAGGCGCCUCUGCCGUCGGCGCUCAAGAACGGCAGCGGUCCUCGCAAGGGCCACAGGCGGCAGAAUUGCGUCCGCAUCUCCAUCCACCCACCCAUCACCUUCGGGGGUCCGACCUUCUCGCCCAUGGCCGAGGAGCCCGAGGAGCUGGAGGAGCUCGCCACGACAAACCGGGGUAGCCUCGUGCGGCGGUCCGACCUCACGCUCGUCUCGCCUUUGAACUCCAGCGUCUCGUCCGUCUCCGGGGGCCGAUACAGCUACCAGGACGCCAGCCAGCAGCGUCACUCCGCCUACCACCUCCCGCCGUACGGCCAGCACCACCGCGCCGCAAGAAACAGCCGACCAUCCUCGUCGUACCGCAACCCCUCGUCGCAACGUCGACACCGCCGCACGCAGUCCGCCGACGCAAUGCCCACAAGUACAACCAGAGUCCCCAACAGCAACCGCAGCAGCACAAACACCAACCCGCACCAUAGUACCACCACCAUCAAAUCCCUGCCUGACCUCCUGACCAGCCUGCCGCCAACAACGGUCGCCAGCCUGUCCAGCACGCCGUCCCCCGAGAAGAAACCGCCCGUCUGGAUGGCCCCGCCGCCGCCGCUCCCAAACAACACCUACGCCAGCUCGCCCACCACCUACGAGAACGCCAGCCCCGGCAGUCCACGCCGCUCGGCCGUCAAGGGCCCGCGCAAUCAGCCCGGCAAGUCGACGCCGCGGAGUAGCGUGCGCUCGAUACCCCCAGACGACGGGUUCAAGGCGUCGUCUGCCCCGACAGGGGGCGCAUGGGGCGCAGACGCCGGCGCCCAGAGCAUGAGCCGCGUCUCGGGCAUGUCCACUGACUCACUGCACCGCGCGAAAUCCGUCGGAGCGUCGACGGCGCCGGGUGAACCCCGGGAUCCGCACAGCGGCAGCAUGCAGAGCCGGAAGAUCAUGCCGAUCUGGGAAGACGCAAAACUGGAGCGCCAUCCCACAACCAAGUCGACGGUGUCAAUUGUGUCGCAGGUGGACGGGCCUGCGGAGCUCCAGGGCGAUGUGCAGCAGAAGCGGACUCCGGCACGGAAAUCGCGGCAGUUUACGACGCCCAAGAAGGCGAUCGGGCUGGGGAUUGGGGCUGCCACGCCGGGGAGUUUGUAUGAUGUGGAUGGGUUUUUGAAGGAGUAG